Jatropha curcas is the source of this 1976-nucleotide messenger RNA. RefSeq names its product putative arabinosyltransferase ARAD1. Gene Ontology annotation, molecular function: glycosyltransferase activity. NCBI's taxonomy places the organism in Eukaryota, Viridiplantae, Streptophyta, Magnoliopsida, Malpighiales, Euphorbiaceae. The record is from RefSeq and is a predicted model, not a curated record.
UGUCUUUCAAGGCCAUCAAUAAUUUUCUUAUCCACACCUUAAUACAUGUUCUGAAUCUGUAUUAAGCCACGGCACCCUAUACUACCCCUGAGCACGUUGUAGCCGUGCGCGCAUUUCUCGCCAACAUCAACCGCAACGAUGAGUGACCGAUCCACCACCAAAAUCAGAAACCCUAAAUCUCCCAAAAAGCAGGCUCAAUCUUCAAUGGCGCGAAAAUCUUCUCUCCUGAAACAAACACUAAUUCUUUCUGCUUUCUUCAUCCUCGCUAUCUAUGCUCUCUUCAACACCUUCUUCAAUCCCACUACUUCUCCUUCCUCAUUCGCUGAUCAUCUUUCUGGAGACAAAUUUUUUGGGUUUUCUGGGAAAGUGAUUGAAAAUGAUUCCAAGAAAGUGAAGAUUUUCAUGUAUGAUCUACCGAAAAAGUUUACCACAGGCAUAAUUGAGCAACACGCGGUUGCGCGUGGCUCCAAAGAUACGUCAAAUGUCAAGUAUCCUGGCCACCAGCAUAUGGGUGAAUGGUACUUGUUCUCGGAUCUCAACCGACCCGAAGAAGAGAGGGUCGGGUCACCUGUAAUCAAAGUCGAUGAUCCGGAAGAAGCUGACUUGUUUUACGUUCCUGUAUUUUCGUCUCUGAGUCUGAUAGUGAAUCCGAUUCGACCACCUGGAGCUGAGCCCGGGUCGGUUCACCAGUAUAGUGACGAGGAGAUUCAGGUGAAUUUGGUGGAGUGGCUGCAGAAGCAGGAGUACUGGAAAAGAAAUAACGGGAGAGACCACGUGAUCUUUGCUGGGGAUCCCAAUGCGCUUUACCGGGUAAUAGACCGGGUCAAGAAUGCGGUUUUGUUACUGUCAGAUUUCGGUCGGGUUAGACCCGAGCAAGGGUCGCUGGUGAAAGAUGUAAUCGUACCUUACUCUCAUAGAAUCAACACUUAUAAUGGAGAUAUUGGGGCGAAGGAUCGGAAUACUCUGCUUUUUUUCAUGGGAAACCGAUAUCGUAAGGACGGAGGUAAAAUUCGUGAUUUACUUUUCCAAAUGCUUGAAAAGGAAGAUGAUGUCAUAAUAAAACAUGGAACGCAAUCUAGGGAGAAUAGACGUGCAGCUACACGUGGCAUGCAUACUUCAAAGUUCUGUUUGAAUCCUGCUGGUGAUACUCCAUCAGCUUGUCGACUUUUUGAUGCUAUUGUUAGCUUGUGCAUUCCUGUAAUAGUCAGUGAUAGCAUUGAAUUACCUUUUGAAGAUGUCAUAGACUAUACAAAGAUUGCAGUCUUUGUGGGUACAGCAGCUUCUCUAAGGCCAGGAUAUUUAGUUAAAAUGCUAAGAGAUGUAACCACAGAGAGGAUUCUGGAAUAUCAGAAAGAGCUGAGAGAGGAAUGCUGGUAGAUUCCUCAAUUGCUAGUGGAGAGACAUACCAGAGACCAAGCCAAUUGGCGAGGAUUUCGAGGCGGCUGACAGUGUCAAGGGAUUGAUACUUUGGUGGGAGAUGAGGAGGAGGUCUAAAGGGUUGGUAUAGUUGUUGAUUUGAUGGAGAUGGUGGAGGGGAAGGGAUUAGAGUGGCGGAUAUGGGAUUUUAGAUGGGUUUUGGGUGAGGAUGAGUAGAAAAUAAAGAGAGGAGGACUGAGACUAAGAAAAUGGCUUAUUUUUUGAAUUGGAAAAGAAAAUGGCUUAUUUUUUGAAUUGGAAAGAGAUAAAGGCACAUUGGUGUUUAUAUUUAUGGAGAACAUGGCGUCAAAGAGAGAAAAAGAAGAAGAAGAGAGGAGUUUUACGUGGCAUCUCAUUUGGCGCAUAAUCAGCAAUUAAGAAAUGAAAAGUCGGACCCAGUUGUCCCACAAGGAUUUCCAGCUGUCCAUGUAUACAAAUUUCACUCAAUUGUUAAAAAAUUAAAAGUUUAUUCACUAAAUUGUAAACUUUUUCCGUUCAUACAUCAAAAUAGAAAAUUGCGGAAAGUUCAUACACUUAAAUUGCAAUUAUCCCUUUAUAAA